This is a messenger RNA of Morus notabilis, 1319 nucleotides long. Its product is annotated as putative B3 domain-containing protein At5g58280. The record is from RefSeq and is a predicted model, not a curated record. NCBI's taxonomy places the organism in Eukaryota, Viridiplantae, Streptophyta, Magnoliopsida, Rosales, Moraceae. Gene Ontology annotation, molecular function: DNA binding. Bases 150 to 1136 code for a protein of 328 amino acids. The transcript has 8 exons.
AGGAAGGUUUGAAUUUCAAAAGGAGCGGUCUUUCUAUUGCCUCGUACAAACAUUAUAAACAGCUCCACAGUCCUUUAGUCUCCAAACCUGUUCGGUGGUUUUGAGAUUCUCAAAGCAAGCACUGAAGAAGAAUAAGAAAGAAGAAGAAGAUGUUGACUCCCAAAUCCAAUGACAACGCCAACACCUAUGAAGAGGCCCGCAAGCAACGCCUUGAAGAAAACAAGAAGAGAUUUGAGGAUUUGGGAAUUGCAAGUGUUUCAAAAGGUCUGACUGAACUAACAAAUUCUGAGAAGAAAUCCCAGCAAGGACAGCUUCCAAAACCCAGAUCAAAGACUGCUUUCGCGGUGGAACCGAGACGGUCUACUCGCGUGCGCAACCCGGUUCAGACUUAUCGCUAUGACGUUGACAUGGAACUCCCGUUUUCUCGGAAGAAGUCAAGAUCAAAAUCAUCAUCUUGGGCAAGCUACCUUGCAAGGCCUAUAGAAGAAGUCAAAUUAGCUAGCUAUGAAGAAAGAACUUAUGCUUUUAAAGCUGCAGAAGAGCUUCAAAAGAAUCUAAAAUCAGACAAUCCAUGCUUUGUCAAAUCGAUGGUUCGCUCUCAUGUUUAUAGUUGUUUUUGGUUGGGCCUUCCUUUAAGAUUUUGUAAGGAUCAUCUUCCCAAAAAAACUGUUGAUAUGGAAUUAGAGAAUGAAGAUGGAAAGGUAUAUGAUGCUGUUUACAUUGGGGAAAGAUCCGGGCUCAGUGGCGGUUGGAGAGCAUUUGCUUUGGAGCACAAGUUGGACGAUGGCGACGCUCUUGUGUUUGAGUUGGUCGAACCUUGUAGGUUUAAGAUAUACAUAGUUAGAGUAUCCAUGCUUUCAAGUCAAGAAUGUAACACAAAUAUGAACGACAAAGAAAAUAACACCGGUGCUAAAAAGAAACCGAAGAGGACAAUGAAGUCGGGGGAUGCUCUUGCGAAAAAUGAUGGCUUAGUAAAUUCAGAUGAAGUGAAACAAGAUGCUAGUCUAGUUUCUAAAGGAGUUGAGAAGGAUAGAGGUGACUCAAAAACUAGUGAAACUUGUAGGAAAACGGAGCCAAAAUGCUUGCCUCGGAGAUCAACAAGAAAGCCAACUCCCAAGAGAGCACAGCAGAAGUGAAAGAUAGACAGAACAUCCAUUUCGUGCAUUUGUAUAACAAUGGGACUUGGUUGACACUUUUGUCUCUCUAUGAAAAAAAAAUUCGUACUUUUUUCUUUUUGAAUCCAAGCAAAUUUCAUGCUAGAAGUAUGUUCUUGGUACAUGCGUAAUCAACCAUGUAUAUAUUGUAGCGACCUUUUUAAU